Messenger RNA from Entelurus aequoreus (snake pipefish), 7008 nucleotides. RefSeq names its product endoplasmic reticulum membrane adapter protein XK-like. Bases 406 to 1713 code for a protein of 435 amino acids. Lineage: Eukaryota; Metazoa; Chordata; Actinopteri; Syngnathiformes; Syngnathidae. The record is from RefSeq and is a predicted model, not a curated record. The transcript has 3 exons. Gene Ontology annotation, cellular component: membrane.
GGGGUCGGAAGUAAACGCAAACUGCCGUCCUCGCGACAAUGUACUACUACAAAGAAGCAGUAGUAUUAAUUAAAAGUAUACUACUAAAAUAUCUUUCAGGGAAAUGUGUGUGCUUUGAUGUAAAUCCACUGGCUCGCGUCACAAAGAGGUGGAAAGUGAACGUAAUGGGACUCCCGUCGUCGUGGUUGUGCCUUCAGCUCUUCUCGCGUGUCGUCGACGCGUCACGUCGCACAACAGCGCCGCCCUCUCCUGCGACGGCCGCUGUCGUCCACUACACCUGCCCGGUGGAAACAGCUCCGGCGGUGACAAGCGCGGAGGAGCGUCUGCCGUCAGUCCUCCAGGGCGCCAUCCCCAGCGACCGAUGCCGAAUGGCCCUCCCCUCCGCACACGGCCAUGUAAGCGAGGAUGCGACUGCCUAGCUCCAUCUUUGUGUCGGUGUCUCUGUUCACGGCCGAGGCCACUGCGGCGAUCUACCUGAGCUCGACGUACAGUUCGGCCGGGGACAGGUUCUGGCUCAAUCUCACCCUGCUCUUUACGCUGCUGCCGUCCCUGCUGGUGCAGCUCACCCUCAUCUUCAUCCACCGGGACCUGAGCCAGGACAAGCCGCUCCUACUGCUGCUGCACAUCCUGCAGCUCGGACCCAUCAUCAGGUGUCUGGAGGCGUUCUGGCUCUACGGCAGCGUGGGCCGCGUGGAGGAUACUUAUGUCAGCAUCACCAGGAAGAAGCAGCUGCACCGCACAGGCUCCACGGAGGAGGUGGAGCACCAGGUGGGGCAGGCCGAAGGCAAGCUGAUCACGCACCGGGCGGCGUUCGCACGCACCUCCGUCAUCCAGGCCUUCCUGGGCUCCGCCCCCCAGCUCAGCCUGCAGCUCUACAUCUGCGUGAUGGAGCGAGGCCUGUCUGUGGGACGAGUCACUCUGAUGCUAAUCUCGUUGCUCUCCAUCGUGUACGGAGCGAUGCGCUGCAACAUCCUGGCCAUCAAAAUCAAGUACGACGACUACGACGUGAACUUGCAGCCCAUGGCCUACGUGUGCAUCUUCCUGUGGCGCGGCUGCGAGAUCGCCACCCGCGUGAUGGUGCUGGUCCUCUUCAGCUCCGUGCUGAAGAAGUGGGUGCUGCCCGUGAUCGCCGUCAACUUCUUGGUCUUCUUCUUCUACCCGUGGCUCCUCUUCUGGAAGGGCCACUCGCCCUUCCCGGAGAACAUCGAGAAGACGCUGUCGCGGCUGGGCACCGCCGUCACGCUGUGCAUGCUCACCUUCCUGUACGCCGGCAUCAACAUGUUCUGCUGGUCGGGCGUGCAGGUGAAGCUGGACGACCCGGACCUGAUCAGCAAGUCCCAGAACUGGUACCGCAUGGCCGUGUUUUACAUGGUGCGCUUCAUCGAGAACGCCUCCAUGCUGCUGCUGUGGUACAUCUACAGGACGGACUUCUACCACAUCCUCUGGGUGCCGCUGCUGAUGCCCCUGCUGCUGGCGGCCUACGUCGCCGCCAUUUUCUUCAUGCUGAUCUUCUACCAGUUCUUCCACCCGUGUCGGAGGCUCUUCAGCACCAGCAUCAGUCACGACCUCAGGGACUGCUGCGCUUUUUUCUGCCUGACGUGCAGGUCUCCGGAGGAAGGCGACAAGCCUCGCAAGGCGCCUGGGGCCGCCGACGUACGCUGCGACAUUCCCGACGCGGCAAACGGCAACAACAGCUGCACUUUGGCGCCAUAAAAGUGCCACGCUGGUUUCUCACUAUGUUUACAUCCGACCUUUUUUUUUUUAUCAGCCUCAAUACAAACAUGCACCAAACCCUGCAUCACCUCUCCUGUAUGUGACAACAAGAGAUAUGAUGCCUGAUUGUACUGUUACGAGGAGCAAAAUAUGUGAGUAUUGUUUUUUUUUUUUUAUAUCUGUGAGGCCAUGAGUCACAGAUGCUCAUAAUUGCUCAAGCUAGAGCUGGUCAACUUUUCUGCACCAAACUUUUUAUGUGCACAGGGAACUGAAAAUGGCCUCCCCUCAACUAUUUUUCUGCAUGCGUCACCAUUCUGUAUUAAUGACAUUAAUGCAAAAAUAAUGGAAGAUGGUUUUUUUCCCAACUUUCCCAAAACUGUUCCCACAAAGUUUCAAUCAUAACCCCCCUUGUUGAUACUACCUAGAAAAGCCAACAUUUAAAAAAUAUCGAUCCGUAUUUGAGAAUGUGCGUGAACAGCACCAGUGCACAAUGUGGAUGCUGAAUUCGAUUUUCCAAUGUUCAGAAUCAGAAAUACAUUAUUAAUCCCCGAGGGGAAAUUAAGGUUUUCAGCACAAUCCCAUUCAAGGAAAAAUAUUUAUGCCUUUUUUCCCACUAUUCUGUAAAGACAGCCCUAACAUAAAACGUGCAAAUGUUCCCACAAAGUUUGAAUUAUAAACCACAUUAACACGGCAUAAAAAAGGUCACAUUUUUUCACUAUUUUGUAUAAAAACACGGAAUCGCACCUGCUAGUGUUCCCCAAACUGCUCCCUCUAAAUAUGAAUUCAAAGUUACUUUAAUUCUGCCUGUAAAAAAAUGAUAUUUUUUUGUGUGUAAAAGACAAAGGAAGAUAAAAUGCCAGGGGCCGUACUUAUCAAGCUUCUUAGAAUUACUCCUAAGAAGUCUGCUAAGAGUUGACUUAAGAGUAAAUAAAUUCUUCGCUGAAAGCUGCACUUAAAAGUUAGUUAUCAAGCGUCUUACUCACACUUUCAGCAAAGUGUAGGACUGAAUCUUAAGUGUCACACUCAGAGCUGAAUUACGACAUUACUAUGUGCCGUAAACGGAAUUUUAGGUGACGUCAUUUCUGUGUCCAUAGAAAUGACCAAUCACGGAAGGGAAUCCGUUGUCUAAGAAUAAAGAAAUAUCUUGGAAAUAUUUAAGUGGACAAUGGGAGUGUAUAUUUUGACAAUAAACUACAAAAUAAUACAAAACAAACUAGUCCCCGCCGGCACUCACGCUACCGCUCCCUCUCUUCUCUCGCCCACACACUCACUGACGUCACUCACCUCACGGCCACACACAUACGCUACUGUCAUAACAUUUUCUUUCCAAUUCAUUAAUUAGGCAACUAAUUUGAAACUUGUGUGGGUGGCUCUAUAUAUACUAGCCCACUGCAGACACAUGCAGAAAUCAACAAGGAAUCGAAAAGUAUUAAAUCUGUGACAAAAAUAAUAUCCGCUCUGUCUAAACGAUACCGUUUGAUCAGCUGCUCGUCAUCAAAAAAAACAAAACAUUGUUCCGUUCCCUGAACGUUCGCGCACGUCUCUCUCGCCUCAGUGCCAUCCCCUGCUGGCAACUCCUAACCACUUAAGACACCUCUGAAGGUCUCUUAAAUAUCGUGGAGAGUAGGAGUGAUUCUUAGACUUAAGAACGUUGAUAAAAAGCUUUUAUUCUUAAGUUUGAGAGUAGGACUAAAUUUCGCAAAUUCUCAGGACUUAAGUGUAAAAUGGCACUCUAAGAAGCUUGAUAAGUACGGCCCCAGAUCUUCUGUUGCGCCUCCUGAUUUUCCAGGAAGUAUUUUAAAAAUGAGUCCAAGUUCUGGUUGAUGGAUGAAGAGACCUGUCCCAAUACUUUUGCUCAUAUUUAGCAUGCAGAUUUGCGUGCAUGAAGCCUCCUCCUUUCUACCUUUUUAUCGAUUUUAUGGCUGCAGGCAACCAACGAUGAAAGCUUUAUAAAUACUUGCUAAUGUUGAGUUCUGAAAAAUCAACAAAAUCCUGUAUAAAGUGCUGGUAUUUUUGGCACCAACUACUCCCAAGCAGGAAUUGAGACUGAACAUGCUUUGUUUGCACAUUUCCACAUUAAGUUUGCCAGCUUUUUAUGUCAGUUUGUAUGAACAGAAAUUACCUUUGUACUGAGAAAUGUAUUUUUGAUUUGUUUCUGCAUUUUUGUUUUUAUUGCAGUUUUUUGAAAACUCUACUAGAUGACAUAGUGUUUAUUGGAUGACAUUCCGAUAAAGAAAUAAAAGGUAUAUUUAUACUAUACUGUACUUUAAAAGGUAAGGUAAACACAUUCUAUGCUGACCUCUAGUGGACUAAAGCAAAACUACAGACUUAAUAAUACAGCCCCAGUUAAAUGCUUUUAUUGUGAAAUAAAAUUGUAAAAAAAUGGAUAGACAUAGUAUAUAUACACUAUAUUGCCAAAAGUAUUUGGCCACCCAUCCAAAUGAUCAGAAUCAGGUGUACUAAUCACUUGGCCAGGACACAGGUGUAUAAAAUCAAGCACUUAGGCAUGGAGACUGUUUCUACGGACAUAUGUGAAAGAAUAGGCCGCUCUCAGGAGCUCAGUGAUUUCCAGCGUGGAACUGUCAUAGGAUGCCACCUGUGCAACAAAUACAGUUGUGAAAUUGCUUUGCUCCUAAAUAUUCCAAAGUCAACUGUUGGCUUUAUUAUAAGGAAAUGGAAGAGUUUGGGAACAACAGCAACUCAGCCCCGUAAACUGACAGUGAGGGGUCAGCGGAUGAAGAGGGGGCCGACUUUCUGCACAAUCAGUUGCUACAGACUUCAUGUGACCUUCCAAUUAGCCCACGUACAGUACGCAGAGAGCUUCAUGGAAUGGGUUUCCAUGGCCGAGCAGCUGCAUCUAAACCAUGUAUCACCAAGUCUAAUGCAAAGCGUGGUAUGCAGUGGUGUAAAGCAUGUCGCCAAUGGACGCCUUCUCUGGAGUGAUGAAUCAUGCUUUUCCAUCUGGCAAUCUGAUGGACCAGUCUGGGUUUGGAGGUUGCCAGGAGAACGCUACAUUUCAGACUGCAUUGUGCCGAAUGUGAAAUUUGGUGGAGGAGGAAUUAUGGUGUGGGGUUGUUUUUCAGGAGUUGGGCUUGGCCCCUUAGUUCCAGUGAAAGGAAAUUUGAAUGCUCCAGGAUACCAAAACAUUUUGGACCAUUCCAUGCUUUCAACCUUGUGGGAACAGUUUGGAGCGGACCUCUUUGUCUUCCAACAUGACUGUGCACCAGUGCACAAAGACAGGUCCAUAAAGACAUGGAUGACAGAGUCUGGUGUGGAUGAACUUGACUGGCCUGCACAGAGUCCUGACCUGAACCCGAUAGAACACCUUUGGGAUGAAUUAGAACGGAGACGGAGAGCCAGGCCUUCUCCACCAACACCAGUGUGUGACCUCACCAAUGUGCUUUUGGAAGAAUGGUCGAAAAUUCCUAUAAACACACUCCGCAACCUUGUGGACAGCCUUCCCAGAAGAGUUGAAGCUGUAAUAGCUGCAAAAGGUGGACCCACAUCAUAUUGAACCCUAUGGGUUAGGAAUGGGAUGGCACUUCCAGUUCAUAUGGGAGUCAAAGCAGGUGGCCAAAUACUUUUGGCAAUAUAAUGUUUAUAUAACAGUAGUACACAACCUUUGCUAAACAAAAUGGAAAAAGAGUUGUGUAAUAAGGACAAAUUCACCUUUAUUUUUCUGUAGAUACUAAAUAAAAAAAGAAAUGUAUUGGUGCCCCCUACACAAAUUCUGACAAGUAAAUAAUAAAUACUUUUGUAAGUUUAAAGUAUCAUAUAAAGACAUUUAAAGUACUCUGGUGUGUUUUCCUAAAUCCUGCAGUGGUUUCAGUCUUAUUUUAUUUAGGAAUGUAAUGAUGGAGUGCUUACAUAAAGCUGAGGGAUUGCUGCACAAGUGUUUGAUUCUUAGCUGACCACAAAGUAACUCCUGAAAGUUGGGAGUGAUCACACAAACGAGCAACACGCUGCUUCGUUGUUGCCCCCUGAACAUUCUUACUUCCAUUUCCCUGUAUUGGAAACAAACUACUACCAAAGCUGACGACCGUCCUUGUUCUUAGGAUGGGGUCACGGCUGCAAAGCCACAGCAAAGACGCCGACGACGCAAUACAUGGUGCGGUUUUCCCAUCGGACUGUACAGCUUCCUAAAAGACAGAAACAGAAGCAACAUCUACAGUAACCAAAGAUCAGCGAUAUAAGGCAAGGAAACUUGAUUUAAAACGCACAAUUCAUACACAAGGCCUGUCAAAGGGCUUUACAGAAUAUUAAAAGGCAAAAAAAUAUAUAUAAAUCAUAUUUCAGAUAAAAGUUUGAAAAUACAAUGAUCAUAAAAACAAUCAUACUCAAAUUUAAAAUGGAUCAAAUACAGUAGAUAAAAUACUUUCAGUUGUCAUAUGCACAAUUAAAUAAAAGUGUUUUCAGCCUGGAUUUGAACAUUGCCAACGUUGAGGCCCGUCUCACAUCUUCAGGAAGACUAUUCCAUUUUUUAAGAACACAAAACCGAAACACAGUUUCACCAUGUACAAUCCUGAAUCUAGGCACCAGCAGGAGAGAGAGAGAGACUUUUAUUAGUAGGUUGCACAGUACAGUACAUAUUCCGUACAAUUGACCACUAAAUGGUAACACCCGAAUAAGUUUUUCAACUUGUUUAAGUCGAGGUCCACUUAAAUUGAUUCAUGAUACAGAUAUAUACUAUCAUAUAGUAUAGGAGUUCACUCCCUGAGGUUCUCAGAGCUGGAGAUGGUUCAUAUGUCUCUAACAUGUCAGAGAUGUACUUUGGCACAAGACUACGAAAAGACUUGUACACAGGGAGAGCGGGUUUAAAGUCUAUUCUCUGAGCAGUGACCUGAAUACUGGACUAAUAUGGCUGUUUUUCAUGUGUCAAGUCAGGACUCGAGCAGCAGCGUUUUGGCUGUACUGCAGCUGCUUUACAGGUCGUUUAGAAAGCCUAGUGAGAAGGCCAUUACAAUAGUCUAACCUGCUGGAGACAAAGGCAUGCAUUAGCCUUUCUAAGUCUGAUUUAGACAUUAUUUCUCUGAUUUUGGCAAUGUUUUUCACAUGGUAAAAAGCUGCUGGUGUUAUUGACUUAAUGUGGCUGUUAAAGUUCAAGUCUGAGUCCAUUAUUACUCGUACAUUUCUGACCUGAUUAUUAGGUUUCAGGGAGAGGGUCUUAAGGUAACUAAUAAUAGUUUCCCUUUGCUUCUGUGUGCCAAGGACAAUGAUUUUAAUUUUUUCCGAGUUUCGCUGAGGAAAAAUUGUUUUGCAUCCACACACUGAUCUGUUCAAUACAGCGACAAAGUG